AUGACGGCCCACCUUAUUACUGAAAAAGAUCCUACCAAGAUUGAAGGAGCCAAGGCCCCAUAUCCAGUCAUUUACACAUCGACUACGCCAAAUGGAUAUAAGAUUACUACUUUGUGUGAACUUCUUGGAAUUGAGUACUAUGUGUAUCCUGUUGCGCUCUCUAAGAACGUUCAAAAGGAGCCAUGGUAUUUGAAGUUCAAUGCAAACGGCAGAAUCCCUUCCCUAGCCUAUGUUGAGAAGGACGGAAGUGUUAGGUACAUUAAUGAAUCUGCUGCGAUAAUGAUUUUUCUUGCUGAUCGGUACGAUAAGGAGAGAAAGUUUUCAUUCGAGCCAGGAACAUCCGAGUACUAUGAUGAGUUGGAGUGGAUCUUUUUCCAGAUGGCAGGCUUAGGUCCAAUGAAGGGUCAAUGGCAUUGGUUUGAAAUAUUUUCUCCUCAGAGGGAUGAAUUUGCGAUCAACAGAUAUUACAAAGAAACUCUUCGUUUAAUCGGUGUCCUUGAAGAAAGAUUAAAGAGAAAUGGUACGGGCUACCUAGUCAGCGAUCAUUUAACUUUGGCAGAUCUCGUUUCUUAUCCAUGGCUCAGAAGGGUGAACAUUGGUAAUUUUGUUGAAGACUUCAAGAAGUUUACACACGUUGUUGAGUGGCACUCAAAAUUGGACAAAAUUCCUGCUAUCGAGAGAGGUCUCCGGAUUCCUCCAAAUUGA
Molecule: messenger RNA, 705 nt
Organism: Brettanomyces bruxellensis
Lineage: Eukaryota; Fungi; Ascomycota; Pichiomycetes; Pichiales; Pichiaceae
Exons: 1
Coding region: 1-705 (234 amino acids)
Source: RefSeq, a predicted model, not a curated record